UUAACUGACCUCAAAAGGCCGUAAGCCAUUGGACGUAUAUCAACUUUUAUUACCACGAGCCAUGCAUGAGGACUGAUUUUAAGAUAAAGAAACUACAUAUAACUUGUUAUGAUAAGUUCCUGACGAUGAAAAAAGAAAAAAAAAAGAUAAGUUCCUGACAUUGAUAAGCUUACAUACAUUGCUGGUCAACUUAUGGGUGGAGUUAACAUUUUCUUUGUCCAAAUCUUUUAUAGUUUUUCACUCAUUUGUUUAUGUUUGCAUUAGUUUAUGUAUUGGUUCACCUAUAUAUAGGUAUUGUUACUAAGAAUCCUAGUCUAGCCUUUCGCUGGUCACAUUGUAGAAAACAUGUAAUUGUAUAAUAAAUAUAUAUACUUGAUUUAUAAUAAUCACAUCAAAAAAGAUCAAACAAAUUAUAUAUUUUCCUCAUUCUUGGGAUCUCGAUGGUGUCUCCAAAUAUCCAAUGCUUUAUUAGGCGAGAAGACAUAGUACAAUGGUAGAUUCUUCAAUAACAUAUAUAUACACCUAACAAAAUCUAGAAACGCAAUAACGUCUUUAUACAUACUCGGCAAUGUAAUAAUAAUUAAGACUUGUGAGUAACUUUGGACUCGAAUUUGAUUGAUUCUAUUAUAUACAUAUACUGCACUACAUACACAGAGAAUAAAACCUUAUAAUAAUAAUUGUCUUUUGGGGCCAAUUGGGUCCAGAGAAAAGACUUGGUCGUCUACUUCUUUAUCCCCAUUCUCUACUUCAAAACAUUUCAUUUCUCAUGUUUCUAUAUAUUUUCUUCUCUACUUUUUAUUAGUAUUCCCGCUUGCCUACUAUCCCUAAAUCAUUAGAAUCUCUACUUACUUUUUUAAAAUCUCUAUUCCCCUGUCAAAUAUAUUUUGUUUUCUUAAUUAUUUCUCUUUGAUAUUGGCAUGGCUGGUCUCGAUCUAGGCUCAACCUCUCGUUACGUCCACAACGUCGGCCAAUUCUCCACCGACAACCACCACGAAGAUGAUGGUGGCGCUGGAGGAAACCACCAUCAUCAAGGUUUAGAUUUAAUAGUAUCUAAUGACAACUCUGGACUAGGCGGUGGCGGAGGAGGAGGAAGCGGGGACCUCGUUAUGCGGCGGCCACGUGGCCGUCCAGCUGGAUCAAAGAAUAAACCGAAACCUCCUACGAUCGUUACGCGCGAGAGCGCUAACACUCUUAGGGCUCACAUUCUCGAAGUGGGAAGUGGCUUCGACGUUUUCGAGUGCAUCUCUACUUACGCGCGGCGGAGACAGCGAGGGAUCUGUGUUAUGUCCGGAACCGGAACCGUCACUAACGUCAGCAUCCGUCAGCCGACAGCGGUCGGAGCUGUUUUGACUUUGAGAGGCACUUUUGAGAUUCUUUCCCUCUCUGGAUCUUUCCUUCCACCGCCUGCUCCUCCAGGAGCGACUAGCUUGACGAUAUUCCUCGCCGGAGCUCAGGGACAGGUCGUUGGAGGUAACGUUGUUGGAGAAUUGAUGGCGGCGGGGCCGGUGAUGGUCAUGGCGGCAUCUUUCACGAACGUGGCUUAUGAAAGGUUGCCUUUAGACGAGCAUGAAGAGCAGUUACUGGUCCAAAGCGGCGGCGGAGGCGGAGGAAAUAUUUACUCGGAAGCCACAGGUGGUGGCGGUGGCUUGCCGUUCUUCAGUUUACCGAUGAGUUUGCCUCAUAUGGGAGGUGAACAUUGGCCCGGAAAUUCUGCCGGCACCGGUAGGGCUCCGUUUUAGCUUCUGUUUUUAAAAAACUUCACUUUUUUUCCCCUCUUUUAUUUUCACGGAAUUUAUGGAAUUGUGGUUGUUUUUCUUACAUAUCAAUUGUUCAUGUAUUGAUCCUUCAGUACAUUUUUUUUUUAGUUUUUACUUAGGUUGCCGAUUUGUUUUUUGUUUAAGUUUCUAAAUUAAUUAUUUUCGACUUAAUGAGCAGCAUAUAUAUAUAAUUGUUAUUUAUUUUUUCAGUUACCUUUUACUCAUGCAUAUAUAAAUGCUUCGAGUUCCCUGGUUUUAUUAGAUACUAUAUUAAAAUUUCACAUAAUUUAUUUUGUGACAUACUUACAUUCAACGGCAUUAACGGUUGAAACUUUUAUAUCCAAUAACAACUUACACUAACAUUUUAUUGUUAUUUAUGUGACCUAACUAUAUCAUACACACUUUUUCUUGUUGAUUAUAAUUUCUUAAUGUUUAUUAUCACAGUUUUAUAGCGAAAAUCACGAACACAGGAAGAGACAUAAAAUAUAGUAUAUUUUAUCAAAAAUAUAUAAAGGAUACAUUAACCCUUAAAAUUAAUCUAAAUAGCUUUAUUGUAACCCUCAAAGGCUCAACCCCAUCAGUGUUGCUAUCUUGGGAAACGGCAAACAUAUUGUAGCAAUAUAUAUCACUGAAUCUAUAUAUUCCAAUGUUUUACAUGUGUUUUACCGAACAAAAAUGGUUCAAAGAUAUAAGUAUAAUGCAAAAUCAAUAGGAAAAAAAUUCACACUCAUUGAGCUCGCUAGGGUUUUUCCAAACACACAUGACUGAAUAAAAUUUCCACCUUUUCAAAGUUUGAGGUCACCACCAUGUGAAUAAAAAAGUACUAAAUGACAAGAAAUGCUAAACGACAAAGAAGAUUAAAGUAAUACUAGUAAAACACUACAAAGAAAAGUGCAAGUGGAGUGCUAAUUAAGAAAUUAAAUUAUUAAUCUGACCAUUCCAUUCCAAUCAUAUCUUUAAUUGCCCAACCCAUUUGAUGCUAGCUAAGCUGUCACACGCAAUUAUCUAAAGCAAAGUAGCCGGAAAUGUUCAUCACAAAACAUUUAGUACUGAUUUACAAUCAUUACAUUAUUUAUCUCAAAUAUAAUAUUGCUUAUAGCUUGGAAUAAACAAAACAUUUCUAAAAUACUGUUUCAUCGA
This is a messenger RNA of Brassica napus (rape), 2897 nucleotides long. RefSeq names its product AT-hook motif nuclear-localized protein 21. Gene Ontology annotation, cellular component: nucleus. Gene Ontology annotation, molecular function: minor groove of adenine-thymine-rich DNA binding; DNA-binding transcription factor activity. The record is from RefSeq and is a predicted model, not a curated record. NCBI's taxonomy places the organism in Eukaryota, Viridiplantae, Streptophyta, Magnoliopsida, Brassicales, Brassicaceae. The coding region runs from base 918 to 1739 and encodes 273 amino acids. The transcript has a single exon.